GAAAUGCAAUUCUCUUGAUCAAAAUGCCAAGAGAACAUCAGUUUCUUACGCGACACUUCAUACAAUGAUAGUUCUUUCAUACAUAAUUAUAAACGUGUGGAUCGUAAUACAAGUCCACAGGUCUACUGUGACUUCGUUAACGUCGUUGCAGAACAACUACAUAAUGGCUUAUGAGAACAAAACUUGGGCUGAUAAUCAAAUAAAAAAAGCUCAAAACAAAUGCAAUGAAUAUACACAGUACGCUUGCCAGCAUCAAACUUCCGACGAAAAAAAUUUCGAUAAGGAUGGUUUAUUGAAUGCAGAAUAUGUUUCUGAAGGGACGCUUCCUCACAUAGCGUAUCUAUUGAUUCAUAUAGAACCAAUAGUGAGUGGGAUUCCUUCGAAACAAACUUGGGACUGCGGUGGUUCACUGAUCAGCGAGAAAUUUGUGAUGACAGCUGCUCAUUGUACUUUCGGUAUAGAAUUUGUGGGACAAAUUACAAUCAAACUGGGAAGCUUAGAUAUGAGGAACGAUGGGACCGGCCAAUGGUAUGGUGUUGAUCGCAUCUACGAACACCCGUAUUUCAAGUAUGAUGAUGGCUUGCUUCAUGAUAUUGCCUUGAUAGAACUAUCAGAAAGAGUGCAUUUUAAGCCAAACAUGAGACCGAUAUGUUUGAACACAAAUUACGAGAUUAACAAGUACACCAGUGCUAUUGCCGCAGGAUGGGGUGAUACUGAACAUGGAGGGACCAAUAACUAUCUCAAAAUGGCUGAGUUACCAAUGAACGAAUCGGCAUGUGACUUUUUAUUUAUACGUGAUGGUCAAUUCUACGAGGUUGCCAAAUCAUAUACCAUUUGUACGAGUGAAGCAAAAAAAGGCCCAUGUCCAGGUGACUCCGGAUCACCCCUACAAGUUUUGCUGGAAAAUACUACGUGCCCAAACAUAUACGAACAAAUUGGAAUAGCUUCGUUUGGAUAUGGCGCUUGUUCGUUAAAUUCUACUUUUAAUAUUGGUCUGUACAGAAAAGUUGCACUUUACGUUCCUUGGAUUGCUAGCAUUGUUUGGCCGGAAUGACGAAUCGUAAAAAUAAGAACAUAUACUUACAUACGUUCAUUGUGGCAAAUUCUAUUUGAUGAAAAUGCAUCGUUUUGAAAGAAAAAUCAAUGAACCAUUCUUCAUCAAUAAUCAAAAUAUACAAAUACAAUCAUGUGUUUC
Molecule: messenger RNA, 1195 nt
Organism: Planococcus citri (citrus mealybug)
Lineage: Eukaryota; Metazoa; Arthropoda; Insecta; Hemiptera; Pseudococcidae
Product: serine protease 48-like
Exons: 7
Coding region: 65-1054 (329 amino acids)
Biological process (GO): proteolysis
Molecular function (GO): serine-type endopeptidase activity
Source: RefSeq, a predicted model, not a curated record